AUGGCCCAGAACCACGAAGACAUGGCCGCUGAGCUCCACGAGACGUUAGGUGAACGUCUACCACAUAAGGAGACAACUGACCUUGCGGGCGGUUACAUCGUGGCAACCGACGCCGAGAAGAGGCCAGUAUCUCCCAUCAACGGAGAUACGGAAUCAGGCCCGACUCCUGAUGGCGCUGAGCCCAACGAGUAUGAGAAGAGCUCACUCCGCCGUAUCGGGGAGAACCUUCCCGCCUCAGCCUACCUCAUUGCUGUCGUCGAGCUCACUGAGCGUUUUACCUACUAUGGCGCUCAGGGCUUGUUCCAGAACUACAUCAGUAACGACGCAAAUGGAGCCGAUGGCCCCAAAGGCCUUGGAAUGGGACACCAGGCCGCAACUGGGCUGAAUCUGUUCUUCCAAUGGUUCUGCUAUGUUACGCCAAUCUUGGGUGCCAUUAUUGCUGAUCAAUACCUCGGCAAAUACAAGACCAUCUUGGUUUUCUGUGCUUUCUACUGGGUUGGUUUGGCAAUCCUUUGGACUACGUCUUUGCCAGUGGCCCUUGAGAAUGGUGCUGGCAAGGCUGGCUACAUUGUCGCCAUCAUCGUAAUUGGUCUCGGUACUGGAGGCAUCAAGUCCAACAUCGCCCCCUUGAUUGCCGAUCAGUACCAGCGUCGUGUCAUGGCUGUCAAGACGGAAUCCAACGGCGAGCGUGUCAUCAUCGACCCCGCCAUCACGUACCAGCGCAUCUACAUGAUCUUUUACUGGUGCAUUAACCUGGGAUCUCUGUCACUCAUGGCCACCCCCUUCAUGGAGAAGUACAAGGGCUUCUGGACUGCGUACCUGAUGUGUUUCUGCGUCUUCAACAUUGGUAUCGCGACGCUGGUGCUCCGCCGCAAGAGCUUUGUCAACCGUCCUCCUCAGGGAUCCGUUAUCACCGAUGCGUUCAAGGCGCUUGGUAUGAUGAUUGUAGCCCGCAACAUGGAUGCCGCCAAGCCCUCAUGGCGUGCUGCCAACGGCAACGAGAAGCCUGUUCCGUGGAAUGACCAUUUUGUCGAUGAGCUUAAGCGUGCUCUCAGGGCCUGCAAGGUCUUUGUAUUCUAUCCUAUUUUCUGGGUUUGCUACGGCCAGUUCUCGACGAACUUCGUCACCCAGGCCGGACAAAUGGAGGGGCACGGCAUGCCGAAUGAUUUUAUGCAGAACUUCGACCCCAUCUCGAUUUUGAUCUUCACUCCGAUCCUCGAAAAGGUCGUCUACCCGCUUCUGCGCAAGUUUGGCAUCGAGCUCAAGCCCAUUAUGCGCAUCACCAUUGGUUUCUGGCUUGCAGCCCUUUGCCUUGCCUACGCAGCCAUCGUUCAGCAUCUCAUCUACAACGCUGGCCCUUGCUUCGAAUCUCCUGGAAACUGCCCCGAGGGCAUGAGCGGAGGUUCCUCGCUACCCAAUCGCGUCCACAUCGCCGUCCAGACGCCUGCCUAUAUCUUCAUUGGAUUAUCUGAGAUUUUUAUCUCAGUCACAGGUCUUGAGUAUGCAUACACCAAGGCCCCUCCGAACAUGAAGUCCUUUGUUCAGAGUAUUUAUCUCUUCACCAAUGCCUUUGGUUCGGCCAUCUCUGAGGCUCUGGUCUCAGUUGCCGUCGAUCCCAAAUUCCUGUGGUUGUAUACCGGUGUGUCCUGCUCCUCGUUCGUGAUUGGGUUUAUUUUCUACUUCACUUUCCGUCACUAUGACGCCGAAGAGGACAAGAUGUACGAGUUAGAUCGCGAUCAACCUGUGGCGAAUAGCGAGGGCUUCAAGCAAGUUGCUCACGAGGACUAG
Molecule: messenger RNA, 1788 nt
Organism: Colletotrichum graminicola M1.001
Lineage: Eukaryota; Fungi; Ascomycota; Sordariomycetes; Glomerellales; Glomerellaceae
Product: POT family protein
Exons: 4
Coding region: 1-1788 (595 amino acids)
Biological process (GO): transmembrane transport; oligopeptide transport
Cellular component (GO): plasma membrane; fungal-type vacuole
Molecular function (GO): tripeptide transmembrane transporter activity; dipeptide transmembrane transporter activity
Source: RefSeq, a predicted model, not a curated record